UAGCGCAAGAGAUGGCGUCGGUAGUAACAGUAAUAGUAUUACUCCUAGUGGUGUCUGCCGGAGCCGGAGCCGGAGCAGCAGCCAGUCCGCCGAUUGGGAUGCCCGGCUGUGUCACGACGUGCGGCGGCGUGGAGGUGCCAUACCCGUUCGGCAUUGGCCCGGACCCCAGCUGCUUCCUGCACCAGCCGGGGUUUAACCUCACCUGCGACCAGAGCCACCACCCCCCACGGCUGCUCCUCCUCCUCCCCGGCGCCGAUGGCAAAGACCAGCGUCUCCAGAUCAAGCACAUAGACUCAUUUUCCCUAAUGGAGUUGGUCCGCGACGUCGACUUAAGCACGAGCUGGUCCGACGAUAUAAGCCUGAGGGGGCCCUUCAUGCCGUCCAAUGGCAACGAGCUCAUCCUCACCGGCUGCAACGUGCGGUCGGCGCUGCUGCGGAGGAGCAGGAACAAGGGCAACUCCACUACUGCCACCGUGAAGCCCAUGACAAUAAGCGGCUGCUACUCCUUCUGCAGCGCCCCUGAGCGAGGCGACGGCCCCCAGUUCGACCGCGGAUGCUCCGGUGCCGAUGGCUGCUGCCGUGCUCCCAUCCUCAUCGACGAAAUAUUACUAGCUCCGGUAGGGCUGUACAGCCUGGAGUUCAGCUGGUUCGGCAGGAAUGUGAGCGCGGACCAGGCGCGAGCACCCGCGCGCGCAUUCAUCGCGGAGGAAGGCUGGUUCGACUACUGGCUCUCCAAUUACUCCAACUCCAAGUCCCAACACAGUAGCGCAACACUACUGGAUGUUCCCGUUUAUCUAAGGUAUGACAUCAGUGGCAGCUGCGCGAACAACCCAUGCAAAAGCAACCACAGCACCUGCGUCGACACCCUCACCACAGGAUCAUAUGCAUGCCACUGCCGAUCUGAUGAGGGUUACACAGGCAACGCCUACGUCCCCGGCGGCUGCCAAGGACAUCACCAAGUGCUACGGUGAGUGUAGCUACGUAGGCGGAUCAAUAGUGUGCCGGUGCCCGCCAGGAACUCAGGGAAAUCAUGCUGUACCCGGUGGAUGCGUCGAUUCUACUCUCGCUAGCAGUGGUAAGCAAACUCGACCAGCCACAUGGAACAUAUCUUAUUUAUCCAUAAGAUAGUCACCCGACUAACUUAGUUAUCUACAUACAAGCAUGUCACACCAUUAUACAAUUAUGGAUGUGAUAAGGUCCGUCUCUACAUGCAACCAUGCAUUGUAAAAUACCAACCACCACGGGCAACCACUUAUGGGAAAAUAUUUUUCAUUAUAUUAUUCUACUUACAAUUAACAAUAUUUUACAACUAUACAAAUCGAAUUUAAUAAGUCAUGUAUGUUCAAUUUUGAUUCGUAUGUUAUUAAUUUAAAUGUUUAUAUUCGACUCAAUCAAAUCUCAUUGAAAUAUAUUGCAACUAAUUUUCGUUGCAACACAAGGGAUAUCAUCUAGUUACGUUGUGUUAUUAAUGCAAUUUUUUUUUGCAUUUUUUAGCAUUUUUCCAAUUUAGAAACAUGAAUUGCAUCUCUAGAUAUUUAUCAAAUAAUAUCUAAUUUUGAACUACAUGUAUUAAAAAUAAUCUAUAAUUUCAAUUAAAACAUUAUUGACAAUUUACAAAAACAAUUUAGGAGUCAUCGUAAAAAAGACGGAAGGAUGAGUAGGCAUCAGCAUGUGCAUUGACGAACCAGUACAUAAAUAAGCAUUGAUUAAUAGAACCUGAUGCUUGAGGGUGUGAUGGUCAUUUUUUAAAAGUUCUCUUAUAAAAGAUAGAUUCAAUCAUAUAUGCGAGCAAGAAUAAUGAGUAGACUGAACGGGAAGAUAAUUGGAGUAAUCGGAUUACUCACUGUAGCACUGCGUAAAAAAAUCGGUGCUUGAUGCUCGCCGCUACUCUCUGAUGAAGACAUACGCUAAAGCAUGUGACAACCGAUAUACCGAACAAGACUAUUGUGGGUUAGUUUUGUUGGUUUACUCGCGGCUCCACGCCUCGUUAUAUAAAACUAUUGUUGGAAAAAAUACAUAUCAUUCACUUUAUAGAAAAUUAUCAUUUGACAUUUUUUUUGUUUUUAUGUAUUAGCACCAAAAAAUCUGCUCACGUACAAAAUAAAGGUUAAUGUUACACCAGACAUGUACCGAUUCUAAAAUGUUGCCCAUCAUACAGUGAAAUGAUAAAUAGAAGUUUAAAAAGUAUUGUAUAAGAUUAAAAAUAAUUAACACGUUCGACAAACUAAAACAUAUGAUUCUCUCAAAUUUACCAAGACCACUAUGCUAGUUCCCUAAAAAAUAAACUUGACCGGCCAUAGCUGCAACUUUAUUAUUAUUUGUUCUUUGCGAGCAUCUAGACCUUUUUUUAGAAGAUAGUGUUCUCCCCGUUCCAUAUAUCUGUUGAAAUGAAAGCAGAAGAUAGCGUUCUCCAAGUUCCAUAUACUCCCUCCGGUCCUUUUAAGUCUGCAUAUAAGUUUUGUCGCAAGUCGAAAUAGCUCCACUUUGACCAAAUUUAUAGAAAAAUGUAUCAACGUGCACAAUGCCAAAUCAAUAUUGUUAGAUUCAUUGUGAAAUUGUUUAUAGUGUGUGUGUGUGUCUAUAGGGAAAAUAGAUCCUACCACUAGGGGGUAACUACCUCCAUCCUUACUUCCGUCCGAUCUCAUCAGGUGCGCCCGUUGAUUAACGGGUUCCCUUUCUCAAAAUAGUCAGACUUUCUCUACCCAAUAAAAAUAUCCACUCGCACCGUACCUAUCCGAUUUGUUUGCCAGGAUAUAUUAGUAUAUAAUAACAACCUCAGGUCAAACGAUAGCUAGCUAGCUUUCAAACCAUAACCGGACAUCAUGGUGUUCUGUUAUUCACCGUUCAAAGUUAUCAGAUCUCAUCCACGCACACACACGUCAUGUUCCAUGGCAGCUCAUACGGGAGAUCAACAAGGUGAAUUCAAUCUAUAUCUUUGACCAAUCUUGUGUUAAAUACGCACAUAUGGCUCCUCUUUGGUGCCUAUAUCCAUAUCUGAUUUUU
Molecule: messenger RNA, 3003 nt
Organism: Triticum aestivum (bread wheat)
Lineage: Eukaryota; Viridiplantae; Streptophyta; Magnoliopsida; Poales; Poaceae
Product: wall-associated receptor kinase 2-like
Exons: 2
Coding region: 12-971 (319 amino acids)
Molecular function (GO): polysaccharide binding
Source: RefSeq, a predicted model, not a curated record